Molecule: messenger RNA, 1764 nt
Organism: Pisolithus orientalis
Lineage: Eukaryota; Fungi; Basidiomycota; Agaricomycetes; Boletales; Pisolithaceae
Product: regulator of chromosome condensation 1/beta-lactamase-inhibitor protein II
Exons: 16
Coding region: 49-1626 (525 amino acids)
Source: RefSeq, a predicted model, not a curated record
AUUAGCGCUCGAGCAAAGAGCUUUUUGUUUUGAACGCCGGUACAGAGUAUGACUUCGUCCGUUUCCCAAGAGACCAGGGAGUUGCAGUGGGGCAGAGUGUUGAUCUGUGGAGGGACUGACUGGCCAAAACUUGGUCGCAAAGAACGCGGUGGAAAAGGCGAAGGCAACCCAGACGCGCCAGACCUCCUCGAACCCCACAUCCUCCGCUCGCUCAGCAAUGUCAAAAUAACUUCCAUCCAUGGGUCCUGCUGCGCGUGCCAUUACAUAGUGAUUGACAUGCACGGCGCAGCAUGGAUGUUUGGUCGAAACGGACCCCAAUGUGCGCUAGGCGUGACUGCGGCGGACUCGAUAUCCGAGAACGCACCCAGGCGGUUACUUCCGACCGAAAUCGGGGCGAAAGCAGGCACGAAGUUCGUGCAUGCUGCCUGUGGACGGAGUCAUUCGCUGUUGGUGGAUAGCACAGGUCAGGCAUGGUCGGCUGGUGCGAAUAAUUUCGGACAAUGUGGGCACGCCAUAUCGCCCCAAGUUGCGAGCUUCAAGGCUAUUGACGGACCAUAUCUCGAUGGACAUCGCCAGCGAGUCGUCAAAGCAGCUGCCGGAAUUACCUUUUCGAUCCUUUUAACGGAGAGUGGAAGAGUGUUUUCUUUUGGAAGUGGUGAAAAAGGACAGCUUGGGAAUGGGAGGACGGGUGAACAUAUCACGACGGGUAACAAGACUGCCUUCGACAUCGAAGCGAAUCCGAUACCUGUCAAGGGUCUCGACGACAAAGUGAUUACGAACAUCGCUUCUGGUCCACAACAUAGUAUUGCUAUUGAUUCUCAAGGAGUGGUUUAUGUGUGGGGUUACAAUGGAUAUUGUCGAUUAGGCCUUGGGAACCAGCAAGAUGCACUGAUUCCCAAGGUUGUCCCUCAAUUUGCUGGCCCAAAUGAGGUAACUAUGGGAGCACAAGUGAUUGCUGGGCCAACAAAUAGUGUCGUUAUAGACAAGCAACGGAUGUAUUGGAUGACAGGCAAAUGGAAAAACAGCGGCGAAGGUUCUGCAGGUUCCCCCUACUCCUCGUUCCGUUUUAUUCAGGACUUGAUGGGGUGCAAGAUAUCGACAGCAAGUUGUGGAGGAGUGACUCACUUUGCACUGACCACGGAUGAAGACGGAAAUGCUAUGACCGUUGCUUACGGCCAAAAUGCUGCCAAUGGCGAACUUGGUCUUGGCCCGGACGAACCCAAGAGUGCGACUAAACCCGCUCGCCACCAGCCCCUGUCCGGUAUCGAGGUCUUCAGCAUAGCAGCGGGGCAGCACACCACGCUGUUCUUGGCGAAGCCGAACGAUGGCUUUUCCGAGCUUCCUCGGCACCCCAUUGAAGUAGAUGCUCCAGAACUCUGUUUAGUUUGUGGGAAGGAUAAUGGCGAUGACGAUUCGCCUUUGGAGUGCGACAAAUGCGACCACCCUUACCACCUUGGCUGUCUCAGCCCUCCACUUCAAACUGUUCCAGAUGGUGAAUGGUUCUGCCCUCAAUGCACCAAUGAGAUAGGUGUCCUUGCAAGUUCUAACCCGAAGGGUGAUGAAAGGGUGGGAACAAAACGCAAGGCACCAGCCGCCAAAGAGAGUGCACCGAAACGCAAGAAAUAAUUUUGGACGCCAUCCUUUACAAACAGUGUUUUUAGCACCCAAUGCACGAUGCUUGUCGCGGGAGAUAUAUGUAUACAUAUAUAGGUAGUUUAUAGCUCAGGAUCCCAUUUUCGAACGCAGGCCCAUUGCUCGUUUUUG